Molecule: messenger RNA, 1002 nt
Organism: Lobosporangium transversale
Lineage: Eukaryota; Fungi; Mortierellomycota; Mortierellomycetes; Mortierellales; Mortierellaceae
Exons: 3
Coding region: 1-1002 (333 amino acids)
Biological process (GO): regulation of transcription by RNA polymerase II
Molecular function (GO): RNA polymerase II cis-regulatory region sequence-specific DNA binding; DNA-binding transcription factor activity, RNA polymerase II-specific
Source: RefSeq, a predicted model, not a curated record
AUGUACGGCCCCCAAGGUGCAUCAUCGAUUCCAUACUUUAUGCGUGCCUUUUCCGAGGAUAAUGCAUCAGAUGAACAUGAAGCUGCAUAUCGUGGAAUGAUCAAUCAUUCUGGCUUGCCCGAGGGAGUUUUGGCUGGUCCAAGCUUUUCCAAACGUAAAUACUCAUGUACACAUCCAGGAUGCAACAAGCGUUUCACUACAAGUGGACAUCUUGCUCGACACAAUCGCAUUCACACAGGAGAGCGCAACUUUGCAUGCUUAAUGCCAGGGUGCCCCAGCAAGUUCUCAAGACAGGACAAUAUGAUGCAACAUUAUCGCACUCAUAUCUCACCCAAGUCUCGGCGUGGAGCUGCCACAUCAACAACUGCCACAUCAAAGAAGCAAGAUCAACAGGAUGAAAAUGGUGAAAUUGAUGAGACUGAUGUGGCCAAUGCAGAGGAGCGUUCUCCUGCGCUGGGAACACCAACGACAACAUCGCUCACCCCUCCAGCUGCAGCCGCAGGGCCUUCACCCACAUAUCAGGGUUCUAGACACAGCUCACCCCCUCGUCAUUACCCUCCAGAACAUCACCAGCAUCAUCAACAACAGCAGCAGUCCGAGGAUAUGGACUAUGACGAGCCCAUGACGGAUCGCACACGUCCUUCGGGUCAGCAGUCAUCAUCGCACCAUUACCAUCAGCACAAUAACAGCAACCAUCACUUGUCACCGACGUCAGCACGCGAUCCUAAACAGCAAGAUAGGAACUCGAGUCAUGGAGAGUACCGACAAUGGCCAACUCCAGCAUCGCCUACAUCGCCGAUGGCACAGCCCGUGGAGCGAAUGGAGGAUGUGGUGUCCUCACCUCGUGACCAACAGAUGUACUACUACCGACAACAGCAACAGUAUGAGCAACAAUAUCAACAUCGUCAACUGCAGAAGCAACAACAGCAGCGGGCUGCUAACCAUGCAUCAGCUUAUUACCAUGCAGCGGCCGCACAUCUCAAGUCUUUAUUUAAAAAAUAA